AUGUACCUGGAAGUGAGGUAUCUGCGGCACCUACCUUGGCCAACAUCACUCGACAAUUUUCCGCUCGAGAACUCCAACAAUACCUUCCUGCAAGAUACCUGGCAUCCACCUUCAAUAAUGGCUCAUCAAGGAAAUGAUAAGCACGUGCACACUUCCUCUCACACCGCUGCCGGGGAGUUUCAGACAGAUGGUCGCUACCAAGAGGACCGCAGUCCGCAAUGGAAUGGAUCUAAUGAAUCGUGUCCAUCCAUCGCCCAGCGACGAGUUGCUCGAGAUUUCCUGAACGAAACUCCAGAUGGCCUCCUGGACAACGAGAACGGCGGAGAUGAUAUAGUUCUCAUUGAUGUCUCUGAAACCAUAUUGGGGCCUCCAUCUGUGGCCACUGGUUCCGAUCACACUGUUGUCGACAGAGUAGUUAGCACUUAUCAGCCUCCGGCGGUACCUGGCUCGGCCCUAACAACUGACAACAUGGUUAUCCAUGACCUGGUACAGCCGCUUGGCUUCAUGAGCACAUAUGAAUGGGUGCAUGGUCGACGGUGCCCCGGAGAUAUGGACGUCAAGGAUAUCUCUUCCAAAGAGAGUAUCAGGGCCCGCUGCCGCUCACGACUCAGCCAUUCAACGAUCGCCCUCGAGGACGAGUACGGCAUGGUGAACCACCCAUCCGAGGCGUUUGUUGCUUGUGCUGGUGACUGGGCUGACGUUGCUGCUCUGCCCGCGUCCUUUGACAAGACCUUGUUCCUCUAA
Messenger RNA from Colletotrichum truncatum, 744 nucleotides. RefSeq lists its product as uncharacterized. NCBI's taxonomy places the organism in Eukaryota, Fungi, Ascomycota, Sordariomycetes, Glomerellales, Glomerellaceae. The record is from RefSeq and is a predicted model, not a curated record.